AUGGUGGGAUACAUGGAAGAUGCCCGAAGAUUUCAAAACACUUUCCCUUGAUCUUCUCCUUCUGAUUUCCUCUGGGAAAAAAUGUGUGGGCUCUUCUUUGUCCUGGUGACAUGCACAUUGGGUGCCUCCGCUUUCAGACUCCACCAGAUCAAAAGUACAGAAAACUGCCCACAUCACACCGUGUAUUUCAAACAUUACUAUGAACUGCAUGGAGAACCUGUGGUUCUGAAAUGCCCUUCCCCCAGAUACAAACAUUUGGAUUUUUCUGCCUUGACCCCUAAUAUCACAUGGUAUAAAAAUGGUUCAAAAACCAUGAUAUCAGGAAGAGAUGAAGAUCCAAGAAUCUGGGCAAAAGGAGAUGCACUCUGGUUUUUACCAGCAAUGCUAGAAGACUCAGGAGUAUAUAUCUGCACCAGAAGAAACUCCUCCUACUGUGCUGAGGUCUCCAUCCACCUCACAGUCAUGGAGAAAACAGCUGCUCAGGAGAUUGCCUAUCUCCAGGUCCUCUUCACUUUCACCUCCGGAAAGAUCGUUUGCCCUGAGCUAUGGGAUUUUACACCAAAUGGCACAAGCCUGGAGCUCAAGUGGUACAAGGAUGCUCUGCCUUUGGAAGCUGACAGUGGAAAAUUCGUAAUUCUGAAAGGUUCGACUUCUCUGAUCAUGAAUUCUGUGCUACCAACAGACUCUGGCUAUUACACCUGCAAGAUGUCAUUUCCAUUUGAAGGUGUAAUGUAUGAGAUCACAAGAACAAUUCACCUGAAGACUGUUGAAAAAGAAAAGAGAAUUACUCCUAUAAUUGUGUAUCCAACACAAAAAACAACAUCAGCUGCUCUGGGUUCCAAGAUGACUCUCCCAUGCAAAGCGUUUGUUGGACUGAGCAGCCACUUCCAUACCGAUGUGGAAUGGCUAGCAAAUGACACCACCAUUGAUGUGAUUUACAACAAAAGCAGAGUUACAGAGGGAGAACGACAAGAGAUGGUAGAAAAUGGUGAAAACUUCAUUGAAGUCCCCCUGAUUUUUGAUUCUGUCGAAGAAGAGGAUUUUUACACAGACUUUACAUGUCUGGCCCAGAACGGAUAUGGAUACCAAGUACUGCCAACAAGGGUCAAGCAAGAAGCUGUUGGCUUUUCCUGGUACAUUGCAAUGAUUCCCAUCACAUUGGCCUGCAUGAUCGUGGUGGGGAUAUGCAUACACAAGUGGUGGAAGUGGAGAGACGAUAAAGGAUACACAACAACAAAGAUUUAA
Messenger RNA from Nestor notabilis (Kea), 1245 nucleotides. Its product is annotated as interleukin-1 receptor type 2-like. Gene Ontology annotation, molecular function: interleukin-1 binding; interleukin-1, type II, blocking receptor activity. The transcript has 9 exons. The record is from RefSeq and is a predicted model, not a curated record. Lineage: Eukaryota; Metazoa; Chordata; Aves; Psittaciformes; Psittacidae.